GAAAUUAUGAAUGACUUUGGUAUUUUUAGGGGGUGGUGGGUACGUCGACUGGUAUUAAUCUUUAGCAAGGCCGCGGAUGCAAGGAAAAGGAAAACUCCGAGAGGAAUUUAUUCGUUUUCACACCCACAAAUUUUCCUGCAGCGACCCCUCUUUUUCCAACAACAUGAAAAAUAUCCUGAUAGAGUUUCAUCCUUCAUGUUGUUGUUUCCAACUUGAUUUCGCGCCGAAUUAUACCGAAUCAUUGGCAAUAUUGUGUCGUAGUGUCACACUUGUUCCAUAGCGACAGUGAAGUUCGACAGUGAAGUUUGAAAGCUAUCCUUUCCGACAGUUUUCAUCAGCUUUUACUCCUUUUGUGCGAGUAUUUUGUAAGUUAGUCCUAGUACACCCCAGAACCUUACCCCACCCCAAAAGAAUUCCUCCAAGAUGGUGCGGAUUCAGAUCAAGGGUGGUAUCUGGAAGAACUCCGAGGAUGAGGUCCUCAAGGCGGCAGUGAUGAAAUAUGGGCUGAACAACUGGAGUCGAGUCAGUUCCCUGUUGGUCAGAAAAACCGCCAAGCAGUGCAAAGCAAGGUAUCUAUAGUGUCGUUGAUUGAAGAUGGGAUCUGAUCUUUGCAUGACAAAGCGCUCGAAUGCUGCGCGCAACCGCAUGACAGAUAAUGUUGUAUGGCAAAACAAUAAGAACAAUACCCUCGUCCUUCCGAAAACGAAACCGCAACACAAACUGUCAACUUUCUCAGGUGGUACGAGUGGCUGGACCCGUCCGUGAAAAAAACGGAAUGGACCAAAGACGAAGACGAAAAGCUACUCCACCUGGCAAAAUGCUUUCCCUGCCAAUGGCGGACGAUCGCGCCGGUGGUCGGGCGGACCUCGAACCAAUGCCUGGAGCGGUACGAGCGAUUACUGGACAUCGCCCAGAACCGCGAAAUGACGGAGGAUGACCCGCGAAAGCUCCGGCCCGGCGAAGUCGAUCCGCACCCCCACACCAAGCCAGCGAGAGCGGAUGCGCAAGAUAUGGACGAGGAUGAGUUAGAAAUGUUGACGGAAGCGCGAGCCAGGCUGGCGAACACGCGGGGUAAAAAGGCGAAGCGGAAAGCGCGGGAAAAACAGCUGGGGGAAGCGAGUAUGCAUUCUGCAAAAGUUUUGUCGUACUGGUAGUAGUUGCAUGUGCAUUACAGGUUUCGACGUCUCUGGGUAUGAUGAAAAUGGAGUUUGUCAUGCUGGAAAAUGAGGUAUUGAGUAGAACACGAAGAGAUAUUAAUCUGCCGUGCAGCAUUGCAACUAGUACAACGAGUGCGACACACCACGACUUUUGCCCAGGAUAAGAAGAAGAUUGGCGCAACUGCAGAAAUCCAGGGAGUUGAAGGCAGCGGGUGUGUCGCAGGAACGGCAGGAGUUUCUGAAGCGACGCAGAAGGCAGAUGGACUACGCACGGGAAAUUCCCUUCCUCCAGGAAAUCCCGAAGGGGUUCCACGAAACCGGGCCGGAGGAGAACCCGAUCUCGCAAAUCGGAACGGGGAAAGUCGCGUUGCAGCAAAUUGAGCAGAAAAGGCGGGAUCGGGAAGAGCAGAUAAAGCGGGCGGAGGACAACCGGAAACUGAAGAAGCUGCAGAAGGAAAAUCUCGCUGAGCACAUGGAAAUCGUGAACAAAAUGAACGACCCGGCGAGCACAAGGAAACGAGUGGAACUGGAUUUGCCCGCGCCGAUGCUGGAGGAGUGGGAGCUACAAGCACUAGCGAAGCACGGGGAAGAGAAUUUGAAACUGCAGGGCGCGGCGGGUGGGUUGAUUCAGUCCUACGAAACCCCCAUGUUGGGUGGCGGAAACACGCCGGGGCAAACGCCCUUAACCCAGUCGAAACUCGACGUGGUCUUACUAGAAGCGCAGAACGCGGCGAAACGGAACGAGAUGCAGACGCCGCUGGACGGCGAGGACAACCCGCAGUUACACGAUUCGGAUUUUACAGGGGUGUUGCCGCAGCGCAUGCGGAAGAACGACAAAGCGGGGAUGACACCGGGGGGGAUGACCCCGUCGAUUGGAUUCGGAUCCAGCACGCCUGGAAUGGGCGGGAUGACCCCCGGGCAGUCCAUGCACGGAGGUUCGCAAACGCCGGGGAUGACGUCGGGGGGAAUGACGCCCGGUCACUCGGGGCAGUCCGUAUCAGGUAUGAGCGGCAUGACGCCCGGCGGAAUGACGGGCGGACGGACACCUGGGAUGUACACGCCGCGAGACGGGCUGGGAUUGGCGUCCGAAAUGGACCCGAGCGAGGCGCAGAAUUACCUGCAGGGGCAAAUUAGGAACGCGUUCGCGAAUCUGCCGAAACCCAGCAGCAUGCUGGAGGUACUUUCUCAAAUAAACUGAUACGAAGUUUCAUCUCUUACUUUAGUUCAGUUUGGCAAGUCGUGAAUCCAGCACGCAUGAUAGACAGAAAUUAACACUGAUGCUUGUCUCUGCAUCACAACAUUGUUCCAUUUCCAACCUUCACUCUUCAUCCUAACCCUAACAGGUCACCAUGCCGGCGAACCUAGCCGAAGACGCGGACGACGACGGGGAGCCUGAGAUUAUCGAAGAUGCCGACGCGAAAGCCGCACGACUGCAGAGAGAGAAAGAAGCGGAGGAGAAGAGGAAACUCCUUCUCGCCUCCCUGGUGGUACAACGAAACCUGUUAAAAGAUGAAGCCACGAUGCUGGGCAAGCCCAACCCCGACACGGUGUACCAACUGCCCAUGCCAAAACUCCCGAACACCGUGCAAAUCACCUCUUCCUCCAACCUCCCGCUCGCGAUAGACGAGGAAUUAGCGAAGCCGGCGAAGAAUUUCGUCACUUUUAAGAGGAAGGCCGAGACGAAACUGAUAAGGGAAAUUCAGGCGCAGGUGAUAAGGGAUGCCUACGAUUUUGGGUCGGUGGAUAAGGCGACUUUGAAAAGACCCGCGGACUUGAAUGAGGAUUUGCGGCAGGAGGAACUGACCGCGAAAAGGAAAGUUUUGGAGUUGGAAAGGGAAUUGUUAAUCCAAGAAUUGGCGGAAUUUGACGCGGAAAGCGGCGACACCGUGCGGCCGAGGUACAGCUUAUGUCAUGCGCGAAAAGAAGCUGUUUUUUUUGUCACGCGCGAUAUGCAGGAGGAUCAGCCGGUGAGGUGUGAAUGAUUUACGUUACAGUAGAAUUCCUCUUGCUAGAUCUGGAUUCGACGUCCCCUUUGUCAUGCAGAAAACCGAAUACGUGCAUCUAUUUUCAAAAAAUGAAAUUAUCCUCAGUUACCCCGAGCACGUGGAGCUUACGGAGCUCUUCGAGGACCGCUACCUCCCCCAACUGGACUACAACGGUAAUUUCGUCGCGUUCACGGAGUCAGAUGCCCUCACUCCGGUCGAGAAACUGAACAGCUACCGCUUCCUCUUCGAGCGGCAAAAACAAAAAGUGAAAAACGAGUCGCAGAAGUCUUUGAAGAGAGAAAAGCAGUUGUCGAAGGUGUGGGGGUCGGAGUUCAUCCAAUUGAAGCAGGCGAAAGACCGAUUGCAGGUGUUGGAGAAAGAGCGGCUAAACGCGGUCCACGAGCUGGCCGUGUUUGACAAACUGCAGAAGGAUGAGGACCGCUUUUUGAAAAAGCGAAAAAUUGAGGGCACGGAAAUGGUGGAGCAGGAAAAGUUGCGAAAUAAGGAACUGCAGGCCGAGUUUGCUGCGUUGGAAAAGGUCAAACGCGAGUUGACGGAAAUGUUGGCUUAGAUGGAGGUGACAGAUUGCUGCGUUGCUAGUACAUCUAUGUGAAGCAGUACUAGGCAGCACUCUCUCGAGGACCGCGACCGAAUUCAGCGACUCUGACUCAAAGUUUGUUAUAUCCGUCAUAUCGACACUUUAGUAUCAUGUCGACAAGUUUUGCCAAGCAAGUCGAUGAAUGGAAGUGAAUCGAGCAAAGGAACACUCAGCUAC
Messenger RNA from Amoebophrya sp. A120, 3917 nucleotides. NCBI's taxonomy places the organism in Eukaryota, Dinophyceae, Syndiniales, Amoebophryaceae. The record is from the annotation of a GenBank genome assembly.